Molecule: messenger RNA, 741 nt
Organism: Didymella exigua CBS 183.55
Lineage: Eukaryota; Fungi; Ascomycota; Dothideomycetes; Pleosporales; Didymellaceae
Exons: 1
Coding region: 1-741 (246 amino acids)
Source: RefSeq, a predicted model, not a curated record
AUGGGCGCAUCAGCUGACGAGGACUGGGAGUACGAGUACGAUGAGGUCGAAACAGACGACUUCUACAUCCCCAUUGAUCUGUCGAACGUCCCGAAAGGCCAGAAACACGUCGACAGCGAUCGUCGCACUGGCCAUCCCACACUCCUGAAGAGUCGAUUGCGCGCUCUCAACGCGCAGCGUGGCCAGCAAAAAGAUGCGCCCACGAUCGAAAAUGCCCGCAUCAAUGCCAACGGUGAGGAGGCAACAACUUUGGGCGAAGCACAGAUUAUCGGUCUGCACACCGAGAACCCGCUGGUAAUGUACAACGGCCAAUUGCUGAGUCUUCAGUGGGCGUCGACAAUUGGAACGGACAUGUACUUUGCAAAGCCGGACGCCGACACGGACUCCGGAGAAAAGCCACUUCGGUCGCUACCAAACGUGGACUUGUUAGCCAUGAGCUCUGCGAAGCUGGUAGCUAAAGUUGGGCGCUUGCGACCUGGAGACGAUCUCUUCAAGAGUCCUGUUGAGGCAGAAGCUGCGCAACCUGAGGUGAUUGCGCAAGACCUUGCUGCAACUUUGACACCGCCUCCAACUAGCUUCCUUGCAAGACUGAAUGCAGCAAAGGCCAAGCGAGGCGAUUCGAUGCGCCUCGCGAUCUCCAAGUCGGAAGAUGGCUCUCGGCUGGUGUCUGAGGUGGCAGGCGCUGACGCUGUACCAUCAGCCGCAUCCGGAUCUGGAGACGUUGAGAUGGGCGGCACAUGA